Molecule: messenger RNA, 2696 nt
Organism: Penicillium brasilianum
Lineage: Eukaryota; Fungi; Ascomycota; Eurotiomycetes; Eurotiales; Aspergillaceae
Source: the annotation of a GenBank genome assembly
CGACAGGCAACUCGUCCGCUACUGGCCGUCCACAAGCUUCUUGCGAUGCUCGUUUAGUGACACAGUUCAACUCCGUUUCUCUGGCCAGGGAAACACAUCCAGUAAUAAUGGCCACCGAAUCGCCCGAGGAUGCGAUCGCGAACUUCGUCAGCUUCACCAGCACGACGCGCGAGCAAGCUAUCAGCUUCCUCAAGGCAAAUAACCUCGAUUCGCAAAAGGCUAUCAACGCCUACUUCGAAGAUCCAACGGGGUCCCAACUAAAGACAAGUGGUCUGUACAGUGAGAGCAAUACUUCGUCGUUCACAUAUGGCCAGCAAGACAACCUGCCCCGAAUACCUGCCACGGCUCCUCCCUCUCGCCCCCCAUCCCGAGUGAAUAUUCAUGAACAACCCGAAACUGCCGGAUUCGAGACUACUUCAGUCACAGCUGCCCAGGGCUCUGCAGGCAACGCGCCUCCUGCACAGGGACUCACUCUGGCCGAGCGUGAGGAGCAAGAGCUUCAACAGGCAGUCGCAAUGUCUUUGAAUCAAGGAACCGGACAGCAGGAGUCUGGUGUCACCAAGACCAUGACCACGAUCAACGAUCAACAACAAGCCCACUUUGGGAAAGCUAUGCGCGAACAUUACGAGGAAGCGGAUUGGGGGAUGACUCUUUUCAAUGAAACUUCUCAGGAAGUCGUCCUUAGCCCCGACCCAGAAGAUCGCAAAAGAGUUGAGGGCGAGCCGGCAUUCAUUCGCCCCACGAAUGACAACCUCUACCUGGGAGGAUUCCUCACAAUUCUCCACGAGAUUCCUUUGGCGCGCGAAGCCCUCUUGCUACGGAAUAAGCUGCUAUCUGACUACGGACAGGAACCGCAAUGGUGGAGUGGACAGCCCGUCAAUCUUCCGAAGAUCGUGACUGUCCAUGCGCAACAGGGUGGAGACAAUGACUGGGACGACGUCAUACACGAAUCACAGCGGCUUAUGGCAUUUUUGGACUCCACAAAGCGCUCAUUUGGCAGCAGCGAUGCCCUCGCCAACCUCAGAGACAUAACCUCAUUCUCUUCCGACUCGGAAGAAGUCGUCACGCGGUUCCUGGAGACCUGGCAUGCUGCAGCAAUCCGGGCUGCUCCCGAUAGCCCUCUGACAACAGCAUUCAUGUCGCACGCCUACAAGCGAUCUCCCUUUGAUGAAGGGGAUGAGACUAUCUCGAAAGAACUCUUUGUAUUUGAGCCAGUCGUCGAGCAAGAACAUGGCCAGACCCUCUAUGAUCUACUGGACACUGCGAUCUGGAGUGAUAGGCCCGGAGAGGAACUUGAUGAUGUCUGGCUGGAACACGUGGGUGAGGUGAUUACGAUGAAGCUCGACUCGUACAAUAACGGAAAGUCUGUGAACGUCAAGGCGCCCGCCAUCUUCUACCCCGACCGAUACAUGAGCAGCUGUCGAGAGCUUGCGCGUGAGCUUCGCACUAAACGACUGCGCGUCCAAGAAGAGAUCCUGGAAUUGGAGGCACUCAUGGCCCGUUAUACCACACCUCUAAACGUGCAAGGCAACCUGACGAUCAAGCACCUUCUUGAGAAAGCCGCAGCCGCGGUGAACGUGGCCUUGCCGAAAAAUCCCGCGAAAGAAACACAGUCAAUGGAAACCGAAAUAACCAUCGAAAUAACGACCGACAAAGCCGAUCAAAUUUCGACAGAGCUCUUGGCGAUAUCUGAUAGGAUCGACUCUAAGGUUAAAGACCUGGAUGCGAGGAAACAAAGCGCUAUGGAAACGUUGCGCGGCUACUCUAAACAGCUCACGGAGGCACCGGACGCUCCCGGUGAGCCUCCUCUCCGCAAAUACACCUUGCGGGGUGUGUGCACGGAGCCUCAUGUUACCUAUGUUCUAAAGCGGGCUGACGCAAAUGGGUCUGGCGAUUUGAUGGAUCUUGAUGGUGACCAGGCCACUGGAGAUCAAUGGUGGAGAAUCAGCUAUUCCACCGAAGAUGGCAAGACCCGCCAGGCUGCCAAAAGAGAAGCACAAGGCAACAAUGUGGCCAGCCAAGACGGCGAUAUCAUCGGUUACACGGCCCGCAAAGUGCGCGAGAUUGAAGUUCUCCGAGCCGCUCGCGAAGAGUGGAGAUCAGUUUUGCUUGUCUAUGCAAGUGACGCUGCCGUCAAUGCCCCAGUUGAACCUGCGCCUACUCAACUUCAGAGCUUCGUGAGUAAGGAUAAUGAGGCUUUCGCGGCCGAGUGUGAACAGGGCGCCGCCAACCCAUCAGAAGAAAAUGGUCAGCAUCCAGCCCAGCUAAACGAUGCCGACUAUCAACAACAGCAGGCUCCACCGCGACCCGCCCAGCAGGUAAACGUCUUUGACUAUCAGGUUUCGAAUUUUGGUAAUGACAGUGAUUGCGAACAGGAAAUGCAGGAGAGGAAAGGGUCAGUUCUCCUAGGUACGAGUCGGGGGACUAACGAUGCGGGCAUCUCUCACGCCCUGGAUGAUGAUACGGAGUGGCACGUGGACGGUGACACUGAAAUGGCUGAGCACGUUGAGCCUGCCUCCAAUGGCUCCUGAACUAGGAGGGCUCGUAUGAGCGAUGAUUGAAUGAAUGACAUGCGGAGAUCACGGGACUUGAAUUGUACAUAUAAGAUAGCCAAUGCCCAUACCGAGGAGCAGAGUAAUAUACUAGCUCGGUUUCAAGGAAGCAUGAAUAGUCUAACACAGUAGUGAGAUAAUCUU